Messenger RNA from Anolis carolinensis (green anole), 8923 nucleotides. RefSeq lists its product as uncharacterized. NCBI's taxonomy places the organism in Eukaryota, Metazoa, Chordata, Lepidosauria, Squamata, Anolidae. Gene Ontology annotation, biological process: activation of GTPase activity; intracellular signal transduction. Gene Ontology annotation, cellular component: cytoplasm; nucleus. Gene Ontology annotation, molecular function: protein binding; guanyl-nucleotide exchange factor activity. The transcript is spliced from 16 exons. The coding region runs from base 264 to 5696 and encodes 1810 amino acids. The record is from RefSeq and is a predicted model, not a curated record.
UAGGUGUGUUCCUCUGUACUCACCUGAAAAAGUUAAACAGAUGAAAUCCCCUCAGGGAAGGCAGGAAAACCUCGGCUUGAUUGCAGCAGCAGAUAUUACCAGACCCAGAUUUACAGAAAAGAUUGACCCAAGAUCAAGCAUGUGACAUCUGUCAGGCCUGGCUGGGAAACCCUUGCUUGGGGGCAAGGGGUAUCCUCUGAAGUCCUCAUAGAACCUGUGAGAGCCUGUGCAUUGGCCUGCUGUACAUUACUGGAUUAGAGCAAAUGGGAUACAGAGGAAUAGAGAAUGAGAUUCAUUGCUAUCGAAGACUGCUAAAAAAGGAUUUAAUGCUAAUGGAGCCUACAAAAAUCAAAAGGCGACACUCUUUCCCACCACCAACAAAUGUAUUCCAUGAAGCUUCAGGCACUCCAGCAUCCCGAAGGCACAAUAGUGGCCUACAUCUUAUCACCAUGAGUAAACUUUCUGAAGAGCAGGUGGCAGAAAAGAAGGAAGUGGCCUACUUUUCUGAAGAUCUACCUCUUUUCUUUGUCGUGGAAGAACAGAUACGGGGCACAUUCUCCAACUCUUUUGAAAAAGAGACCCCUGUAGCACUGGAAAGAAGGCAGAAGGAUCCAUCAGAGUGGGCAGGAUCUUUAGAGGAAGAAAGAGAUCGCAUUAUACAAGAAGUCAGUUUGAAUGAUAGCAAGGAUUCCUUCUUGAAUUGCCACCAGGGAGAACUUACAGAUGCAUCUUCCUCUGGCACUUUUCCAGCUUCCCUUUCCAAUACCCUGGCACAAACCCCAAAUACUCCUAGUAAUGUUGCAGUAAGACAAGUGGAGGCCCAUGCCUUUGGUGGAUUUCCCCCAUCCUAUAACCUCCAUGAUACAGUAUCGCAGAAGCUUUGUGUGGAAUCAGAAAGCUUUCCUGUUUCAAAGUAUCAUCAAAAUACUGAGCUUUUUGGAGUUAGAUCAGAUGAAGAUCAUUCAUUAGAGGCACAAUAUGAAACAGACAAGGAAAUGUCAUCCAAGACAGAAGGUAGUGGAAAAAUAAAGCCCAGACCUUCCAGGAAGAGCGAGGAGGAAAACGUAAAAGAAUUAGUGAUACAGAAAGAAAAGGUGAACUCUUAUCUUCCUUAUCAGCCAGGAGCAGGAUGUUCUGAACAUAGGACAGCAAAUCUAGGAAAACUUGAUGGAUGUUCACCUCUAGAAUCUUGUGAUCAUUCAGGCCUGAGCAAGAAAGAACUGGGGGGCAAAUCAUUUAUGUGCACGACCCUCCAUCUCCAAGAAGAUGAAGAGGAUGAUUCAGAAGGCAGCCAGACUCAUUCACUAAAGGAGAUGAUCCAAACAAAACAUGUAAAAAGCAGUGAACAACUAGAGGAUAAGCAUGAGAAGAUGGAGGAGGAGAGGGAGGGGGAUCUGCAUAGGAAAACAAUGGAGUACAAAAUAAAAGCAAAGUCCACACAAAAACUGAGACACAGUGAUGCUCAGGAAGAGCAAGAGUGGGGCACACAGAUAAGAAAAACACCCAGAAAGGAAGAACAAAAAGAUGGGAUGGCCAGUUCACAAGAUAUGCUGGGUCUAGAUACAGUUUAUAAUCUGAAAAACACUUUGCACCUUCCUGAUUUAAAUGAGAGCAGUGCUUUUCCAGAGACUGAAGGAUUUGCAUUAUCCUUCAAGGUCUUCUCACCAAGUCACUGUCUGGAUUCCAAUGUCGAAACAACAGCUAUGUCUUCUGAUACAAAACCAGUACAAUAUCCAGGGAAUACAAGCCCAAGUACCCAAUCUCAAAUUUGUCAUGAAUUUAGAGAAUUAGAAUCCUCUGGGAGACAUGACCAAGAAGUCUUUGAACAUCCCACUGACGAAAACAGAGUUAGUGGAAAUGUGGAAGGUCAAAAGAGUAAUUGGAUUGUUGAUGGUGAAGGAAUGGCAAUACUGUGUAAAAAUCCAAAUUCUCAAGACCUACAUUAUUCCAAAUCUAGAGAGUGCACUGGUAAUGUUGAACUCCAUAUUUGCACCUCAAUGUCAGGAAUAACAAGAACAGUAGGUCCAGCACAGAAAGAUUCUGGCAAAGAACCCAGUGAUGGUAAUUACAUGCUGUGUGAAGAAUCAGAUUCCAUAGAAGAACCAGCAAACAAAAAGCUACCUGUCUCCUGGCAAAUGGAUCUAGUGACUCAAGAAGAAGCUUUAACAUUAGACAGUGAUACAGUUGUCCAGGCUUCCAGCAAAAAUGGCACCUGUGAUAAGAAUUUUGAUAAAUAUUCUCAAAGUUCUAUCUGUGAAAUCCAUCAAAGUGUCUCUCCAGAGGAGGGUCGAUCCACAACUAAAGAUAAUGUAGAUUUGACUACAUUGACUUCAUUGUCACCCCAGAAAGGAGACUUCCCCAUAACUUAUUUGGAGGAACACCAGCAUGUAGAAACCUCAAUGAAUAAGUUUCAGUUUCUGGGGGAGGAAGCAGCCAUAGAUACAUUUUGUAUGAAGCAUGAAGUUUCAAUAAAUGAUUCAUCGUGUUUGCCAGUUCUUGAAGAAGGCAGAACAGAAUUUGACCACAAUACUGACAUUUCUUCAUUUCCCACCACUGAUAUGGCUCAGUUAAAAGAGUCCUCAGUCCCAAUGUCUAUUUCUAACCAGUGCCUGGCUUUGGAACCUGCCUCUAGCCACUUUGACCAGCUUUCAUUAUCUCCACCAUGUUGUAGCACACCUGUUCAGUUGUUAACCUCACCAGACAAUAUAGAUCUCCCUGCCCAGCCAAAAGCUGACAUUCCUCAUAGCAGAUGUCUCCAUCACUCCCUAGAGCAAGUGCCCUCUUGUAACCAAACUUGCGUAUUUCCCACUGCCCUAAAGAAAGAGAAAUCCAGAUCUGACACUGAACUGUCUGAUCAGUGCCCAAACCCUGAAUGUGAUUUCAACCAAUAUAGCCAGUCUCCAGACCCAGUGUCCCAUUCUGAACAGUUUGUCAACAACCAACUACUACCCAUGCCCAUUGUUUUGCAAAAACUCACAGAUCAUUGUAUAUUUUCAGAGCAUACAGGCAACCAGUCCAUCCAACGGGAUGAUUUCAACCCAAUCAAAGAACACACAGAAUAUCUCAUGGAAUAUCCAGCUUUUACUGCUAAUAGACCAUUUCAAACUUCCAACAUGAACAAGCUUCCAAGCCUUGCUGGCAAUCAGUUCUUUCAGCAAUUAGUUGAAAUGCCAGAAUCCAAUGUAUCCUGCAAUUGCACAGAAAGCAAUAGAUGCGAACAUACUACUGUACCAAUUGCCAAUUUUUUCUCUCAGAGUAGAGAUUCUUCUUUUAAAUCUGAAAGCCUUGCCAAAAAUCAGACUUUGGACAAUAGAGUAGAGGAGAAUCCUGUUUUGCAGAUGGCAAAAUUGGCAAGAGGAGCCGCUCUACAAAGCCGAAAGGAUGGGAAUAUACCUGAAACAAGCUGUGAAUGUAAGAUGUUGGACACACACUCAGAUAUAGUCAUUUUAGGAAAUUAUGCAUCAGCAGUUGAUAGCACUGGAGAAACAAUGCCUCAGGUUAUGGAUGUGCUUGAUGGAAAAUCUUCCUUUGACCACACAUUCAAUCCCUCAUUGGACAGGCAGAAAAAGUGUGAAGCUACAGAGUCCAAAACCUCAAGGCAGCCCCCUACACUUCUUGCUUUCACCAACCCAAUCCAUUUCCUUCAGCUUGGACCACCAUCACCACCAGCCAGAUAUCCGAGCAAUCCGCAGGCUGACUUUCAAGAGAUACAGUGGCAGCAGGAACAGGCAGGAUUUGCUAAAACAGCAACAUUUAUGGCAAAAGACACUGGAAGCCCUAGGAAGGGCCUGGAAAAGUCAGUAAUGGAACCCAUCAGUGCAAUAUAUCAGAAGACAGACCGGGUAGCUAAACAUCCUGCUUUAGAGAAAUCUUCUAGUUGUCCAUAUACAAAUGUUGCUUUGCGCAGCCCAAAAGAAUCAGCACUCAGUUCAAAGACACAGGAGGUAUUAGUCAAACAUCGGUCAAAAAGCAAAGAUUGGCAUCGGCAUGGUAUGAGAAAGAUCUCAAUACCAACAGAGAAUGAAUUAGAUAUGAUAGCAUCUUUUGUCCCUUCCAAAGGAGAUGCCCAUGAGCACAAAGACAAAAGGAACCAUUUAGAACAAGUUCAAUGUGGAGAGAAGAAACCAGAAGCAACAGUUGAAAACAUCAAACGGCGACAUUCCAAACUGAUCAAUUCAUCAAAGGUACUCUACCAGGAAUACAGUGAUGUUAUACUAAACAAAGCCAUUCAAAGCCAAAAGAGGGCAGAUUCCUUGAUUGAAGAUGUGGAAUUAGGAUCUGCAAGCUCCCUAAGGUUGCAAAGAAAGGUUCUGCCCCUGCAAGACUCCUAUCCACAACGCCUGUCCGUCUCAUCCACUGCAUCUCUCUGGCAGGACAUUCCCAAAGUUCGAGAGAGUACAAUGCUGCAGAGCAUGACCCGAGAGGAACAGAAGCUGCAGGAGGCCAAGUUUGAACUGAUUGCAUCUGAAGCUUCGUACCUUCGGAGCUUAAAUGUAGCCGUGGAUCACUUUCAACACGCCCCAGAACUCCAGGCUGUGUUGACUAAUCAAGACAGACAGUGGCUUUUCUCCCGCCUUCAGGAUGUGCGUGAUGUUAGUGCCAAUUUCCUGUUUGACCUGGAAGAGAAACUUGAGGAAAACAUGUUCAGCUUCAAUGUGUGUGAUGUGGCACUGAGACAUGCCUCAGAAUUCCGCAGGGUUUAUUUGCCAUAUGUGACAAACCAGGCAUACCAGGAACAAACCUUUAAGAGGCUACUGAAUGGUGUUCCUGCCUUCCAACAAGUCUUAGAAAGACUGGAAAGUGAUCCUGUUUGUCAACGCCUCUCCCUUAAAUCAUUUCUCAUCCUCCCAUUCCAACGUAUUACUCGACUGAAACUCCUUCUCCAGAACAUUCUGAAGAGAACGCAACCUGGUGCAGAAGAAGAAAUUCAGGCCACACAAGCAUAUGAUGCUCUUGAGAAGCUCAUCAAAGAUUGCAAUGAAAAUGUCCAGCGCAUGAAGAGCACUGAAGAGCUAAUCCACUUAAGUCAAAAUAUGGAGUUUGAAUGCAAGAUUUUCCCACUUAUCUCACAGUCACGGCGUCUUGUGAAGUGUGGAGAACUUACAGCACUAGAGUAUAAUUUGAGUGUGAAGUGGAAGCUUACCACUCGAUCCAUCUACCUUCAUCUUUUUAAUGACUAUUUGUUGCUAUCACGGCCCAAAGAAAACGGGCGCUUUAUUGUAUUUGAUUAUGCUGCUUCCUCAGAUGUUCGUGGAGAGAAAUGUGAAAUGAAACUGCAUGGAGCAAACAAAAAUGUUUUCCGCCUCUUCCUCCUGCAGAAUAAUCAAGGGAAAAAAGUAGAGUUUCUCUUCCGUACAGAAAUACAGAGUGAGAAGCUGCGGUGGAUUUCUGCUCUUUCGCCUCAACAGACAGAACGUGACCUUUUGAAUGACUCUGAUACACCUCAAGUUCAGUGUGUGAAAUCUUACAAAGCCCGAGAGAAUGAUGAGUUGGCACUAGAGAAAGCUGAUAUAAUCAUUGUCUUACGGCAUACUACUGAUGGCUGGAUAGAAGGCAUGAAACUCUCAGAUGGAGAGAGAGGUUGGUUUCCUUCUGAUCACGUGGAAUUCAUCUCUUGUAAGCAUGUGCGGCAGAUGAAUCUGAGAGAGGAACAACGUGUUAAGAAUGCCAAACAACAAGUCUUUCACAGAAAGUAGAGUCAUUGCUCCUUUCUCCCUGGUGUAGCCUCCUGACCAAACUGCAGCAUUUGAUUUUCUCUAAUGAAGAUGGCUGCAAAGGCUAACAAACUGGACGUAAAGACAUUAUGCAUAACAAUGGAAAAAUGGCUUUCCGCAUGGUGCUUCACUGGGACUAGAAAGCUAUUGUUGUUAACUGCUGUGAAGCUGACUUCAACUUAUGACACCCCUAUGGAUGAGAAAUCUCCAAGUCACCCUGUCAUGAACAGCCUGCUCUGGUCCUGCUUCUUUGAUAAGAUUAUCUCCAAUUGGAAUGUGCCCUUCCUCUUUCCCUACUGCCUUCUACUUUACCAUUAUUGGUUUUUCUACUGAAUGAUGUCUUGUUAAGAUACAGCCAAAGUACAACAAUCUCUACAUAUACUUUGGUAUGGUGGAUGCAAGGAAGACAAAAGAAAGAUGGAAACUGAGUUUUAGGACUUGGGGAACCUAUUCUUGACUCUUACGAUAUUCAAAGAACUUUGCUUCAGAUUUUGCUCUGCAAUAUGAGUCAAAAUGUUAAUAUCUCAAAGUGCUUUGAAUACAUAUCAGAGAAAAUGUUAGAGAAAAUAUGUUUUAUUAUUGUGGAAAUACUUUUUCCAUUUGAAAUAACUUGUUUUAAUUGACAGGCAUGUUCCACCAAAGAAGAAAUACUUACUGGUAUAUAAAAGUGUCCAAUUUCCCUUAAGAUGUUACCUGCUGGCAACAGAAUUAGCCCCAGCAUUCUAGUAAUGACCUUGCUUAUGUGCCUUUCAAUGUUGCAUCUCUCUGUCACCAGCACAUACACAAGUUAAGGCAUGAAACUUGGCUCACCGCUUAUUCUGAAAUGAAAAUACGUUACCUAUUAUUCCUGCUGUGGUGCAGGGCUAGGGAAAAAGGGAAAUUCAGUGUUGGCUGAGAUCAGACAGGAAAAGACAAUAUACUUACCACAUCCUUCUCUCUCUCCUCCAGAAAUACUCUUAAAAUAUACUGUACCUAAGGUUCUCAGGCCUCAUCUACACUGCCUUAUAUCCCAGGAUCUUAUCCCAGAUUAUCUGCUUUAAACUGGAAUAUGAGUCUCCACUGCCAAAUAAUCUGGGAUAAGAAGAUAAACUGGGUUCAGAUCCUGGGAUACAGGGGCAGUGUAGAAGGGGCCUCCAUUUCAAGAAAUUGGGAUCUUAAAAGUCUGUGUGGGUAAGGUAAUGUUUAUGUACUUCUCAUAGUCAUUCCAUCCAACUGAUAGGGUGCUGCUAGAAAAGAAUCCCAAAUGAUUCUUUUCUAUUCGGUACAGUCAGAAUGGCUCUUAUGUAUAAUACACCCUUAAAUAUGUAUAUAAAGAGUCUGCCAAGACAGACUUUGAGAUGAUAAAGAAACUGCCUUUUUUAUAAAAAGAUGCUGCUCAGUUGUAGAAAUUGCCAGUUGGAGUGAGCAGAAUAUAAUGGGAAAGACCUCUGUUUGAAAUGCUAGACAGCCACUAUCAAUAGAAGUAAAGAUAUACUAAUAGAGUUGUUAUUCAUGUGUUCCUAGACACUGUAAUCAUUUGUACAGAGUUUGCAGGCCAUAAACUCAGGAGGCAGGGCUAUCUUUUCUUUACAAUCAGUUGUUCAAGUCAGCACUCCCUGAGAAACAAAACAGCCUGGGAUAGGCUUGAAGAGAAUAUUUGUCUUCUGCUUAUGUAUGAUCUUACAAACACACCAGUGAAAUCAAUGGGAUUUAGGACCAUCUAACGCCAAGUAGGAGUUGUGCCUGUGCUAACUUUGGAAACCACAUUUUUUCAAAAUAUAGAUACAUAGCCUUCUUAUAUGCAGAUUUUCUUUGUGGGUCUGUAGAUAGUUUGUAGAUUGUGCUUCUUCAUCAGUUUCCCUAUGUGGUCAGUGGUUCAUACAUGUUCUUAUCAUACAUCAAGGGAACCACUGACCGCAUAGGGAAAGUGAUGAAGAAACACAACCUACAAACUAUUUACAGACCCACUAAGAAAAUCCAACAAAUGUUACCUUCAGCAAAGAACAAGAGUCUACUGUAUACCAUACAGCUGUGGACAAAUCUUCAUAGAGACCACCAAACGCAGCAUUGCCCAGACACAAAUCGAGGAACAUGAAAGGCACUGCAGACUAAUUCAGCCAGAGAAGUCAGCCAUAGCAGAGCACUUGAUGAACCAACCUGGAUACAACAUAUUAUUUAAAAACACAGAAAUGCUGGACCAGUCUGAUAGCCAUCAUGUUAGAUUACACACGCAUGUGGACAAUUUGAACAGAAAUGAGGAAACCAUGAAACUGAACAAAAUCUGGCUACCAGUAUUAAAAACAACUUUAAAAUCAGGACAGUAAAUAAAGAACAACACUCUGAAAACUGAGGAAUUCCAAACAUGAAACAUUCAGGGCCAGCUAACACCUCCCAAAAAAGGAUUUCCCCAGGCAGUAAGCAGGCAGGCCUUGAUGCUGCAUGGCUUUUCAAUGCUAAUCAAGGUGAUUAACUGCAACAUUCAUGCUUGCUCAUAAUGACCAACUUUAAAUACUGGCAUAGUUUGGGGACAAUGACAGAUGAAUAUGGAAGUUGUAGUUCAUCUGCAUCCAGAGACCACAGUAAACCUCACAAACAGAGGCUCCUUCUACACUUCCAUAUAAAAUCCAAAUGAUCUGCUUUGAAUUGGCUUAUAUGGCAGUGUAGACUCAUAUAAUGCAAUUCAAAGCAGAUAAUGUGCAUUAUCUGCUUUGAUAAUCUGGAUUUUAUCUUUAUAUUUCUGUAUACUUCUGUGUACUAAACUAAGGGUUGUAAAACAUAGGGGUGUGUAUAUAUAUAUAUAUCUAUUUUGGUGAAUUAUGUACAGUUAUUAGUAUGUACUUAUGUUUAUAUUUAGAAAUACAAGUAGCACUGAAAUGCUUUGAAUUGGAGCAGGACCAAGCAAGUGCAACUAAGUUAAAAAGACAGCAGUAUAUCUGAAACAGCUUACCGGUGUCUAUUACGAGAAGAUUUAUUGACCACUGGCUAAAGAAGAAAACAAUCACACAUCAGGAGACUGUUAUAGACUACAUUUAAAGGAAUACAACCUGAUGAAGGAUCCCCCGAAAGAAGGAUUAUGUACCCAGGAUUACCUGGUGUUGUGUUGUAUAUAUAUCAGAUUUAUAUGGGUUAUGUUGUUUAAGUUCAAUAGAUGGAUGAGGUUGUCUAACACAUCCUAGAAUAUAUUUGGCAAUAAUAGAUAUACUUUAAGACAAAUACACACAUUUACGGUA